Molecule: messenger RNA, 3294 nt
Organism: Seminavis robusta
Lineage: Eukaryota; Bacillariophyta; Bacillariophyceae; Naviculales; Naviculaceae
Source: the annotation of a GenBank genome assembly
UAUCUUCUUGAGCUUUCCCGCCUUGACGCCUUUGACGUGGACGGGCAGAUUGGAUCGCGCAGAAGCGAACCACUACUGUGGACUACCUGGUUAUUUACUUAUUUAUUUAUUUAUUUGUUUACCUGAUACCAGCUAAUACAUAGUAAUCUGCAGGCUGCAGUCUGCAGGCCGUCUUGGCUUGAUACUGUACCUUUUGCGCUUUAAAACAAAAAACAAUCUGAGUUUGUGUUGACCACGAUGUCUUCUUCCUUUUCUGCUUUUCCGCCUCCAACUGGACCCUCCGGCACGCCUCCCUCCUCCUCAGGAGAUCGUGUGCCUCUGGACGACUCAUCAGAGGAAGGUGUUGCCUUGACGAAAUCGCUAGCGAAAAGAGAAACUCGAGUGGUUACGAUUCUGCGCGUGGCGUACGCGACCGUGUUGCUUAGCAUUGCUACGCUGGUCUGUGUGACAGUGUAUCUGUACACUCGCAAUGAGGAAGAACAAGAGUUCCAAGAGAGGUUUGAAGAUGCCGCAAAUUUGGUGAUUGAUUCGUUCCAUACUCUCGUCGAACACAAUUUGGCUGCCGUGGCCGCCAUGUCUACCUCGAUUACGUCCUACGCCAUUCAAACCAAUCAGGAGUUUCCCUUUGUUACAGUUCCAGACUUUGAAUUGCAAGGAUCGGAUUUGAGAGCUCAAUCAGGAUCUCACUUGCUGCACUGGAGUCCUUUGGUGACGGAAGAAAAACGAGAAGAUUGGGAAGAGUACGCCUCGUAUACACGCAAUCAUUGGCCGUCAUCCUACGAAAGGGAAGUCAAAUGGAGACAAGAACAAGACCAAGAGUUCGGUAUGGCAGAAGAAACGAAUACUGAAAAUUCAAAUACGCAAGAUGGACAACGACAACGCAACCUGCAACAACCAGAUGAGAUUCCACUGACUGUGCUAGAUGACGGAACACAAUACCACCCGAAACUGUGGAGCAAUGGAGCCGUGACGCCUCGAGGGGACGAGCCGGAAGGAAGAGGGUACUAUCUCCCUUUAUGGCAACAAAGUCCGGUUCACACCCCGAGCCAGGGAUUUAUGAAUCUAAACAUUGCUGGAGCCCAAGUCAUCAGUCGCAAUCUUAUCGAAACCAUGAGAACACAGAAAAAGGCGGUCCUGAACUACGCCUCCUUUCCUAUUCCGGCUUUUUUCGACUACUUUGAAGGCAUUCUCCGUUCCUCCCAAUAUCGCCACGAUGUAGAAGACUUACUGCAUGAUCAACACUCUAUUCUGGCAUACCCAGUUUUUGACAGUUUCGAUGACGAUCGAGAGUUGGCAGGGGUGCUUUUGUCCGAUAUUUAUUGGAAGAUCCUAUUCUCCAACCUAUUACCGCCCAAAGCUGAAGGUAUCAUCUGUGUCAUUACAAAUUCUGCCAAUCAAACAUUUGCGUACCGAAUUGAUGGCGGCAAAGCAACAAAUCUUGGCCCAACAUACAAUCAUGACCCAAAAUACGAUCAUAUGGAAGUAUCGACCAACAUCAACGAGCACUUGCAACAACGUGCAUCACCGCAAAACAAAGCCUACAGAACAGUGCAGCUCAGUGACUCCAUCCAAUACACAAUCCGUAUCUAUCCAUCGCAAGACACCGCCGCAAACUACUUGACAAACAAUCCAGCACUCUACACUAUGGUGACCCUAUUCGCAUUUCUCUUUGCGGGAAUACUCUUUCUGGUAUACUCAUAUGUCGUCGAGUUUCGCCAAACAGUCAUGACAGCAAAAGUGAUUGAAAGCAUCAACAAAGCAGCAGAAACGGAACGAGACUUGAACGAAUUCCUGUCGCAUGAGGUUCGAAAUCCACUCAGUGCGGCCAUUUCGGCCUCCACCUUUGUCACAACAGCAGUCAACGAAGAAGAUCCCUUGAAAGAUGACGAAACGAGAAAGUAUGUACGAGAGGAUAUGACAGUCGUCAACUCUAGUCUUGUGUUUAUCAAUGACUUUCUACGCAGCAUGCUGGACAUUUACCGCGCCAAAGGGAAUCAAAUCACAAUUGCCGUGGCUCCAACCGACAUUAAACAAGACAUCCUGGAACCAGUGGCCAGCAUGCUGUACAAACGCCUCACAAAUUUCGAAGUACUGGUGGACUGUCCGCCAGAUCUUGCGGUCAUGACGGAUUCCAUUCGAUUGAAGCAAGUGGUGAUCAAUCUCGCCAGGAAUGCAUCCAAAUUUGUGGAAACUGGCUUUUUGCGCCUGCGGGCACAAGUCGUGGACCAGGAAGUAACGAUUUACGUCGAAGACUCUGGGCCAGGAAUACCUCGGGCAAAGCAAAAGGAGUUGUUUGCAAAGUACCAGGAAAGCCUGGACCUACUUUCGCAGGGAACUGGGAUUGGCCUGAAUCUGUCAAAGAAACUAAUGCGUAUCAUGAAUGGAGAUAUCUGGUUGGAUGCUUCCUACGAUAGUGGGGUAGAGGGCUGUCCCGGUGCUCGGUUUGUUGUUGAGUUGAAGACUGGACCAAUAGACAUUGAGGCAGCUCUGCCCGCGGAAGAAAACGAUGUUUUGCAAGUUGCAAUUCCCAACAUGAAUGGUUCAAGUCCAAAGGAGGAAAUGGAAACAGCUCCAGCAGGCGGUCCAGCUGCAACAAGUGGCGGGGUCACUGGUUCCGAUGGUGCGGAGUCAACGGCAAUACGAGCCAGCAAAAGGCUGUCAAGCGCUAGUCUGAUUGCCACGGAAAUAGAGCUACCCCAAGGUCUCAACUGUCUCUUCGUCGACGAUGAUGCCGUACUGAGGAAAUUGUUCAUGCGAGCAGUGAAGAAAGCUGCACCAGCCACCUGGACAAUCAUGGAUGCAUCCAGCGGCGAGAUGGCCCUUCGAAUCUGCGAGACUCAGUCCUUUGACCUUGUCUUCAUGGAUCAGUAUAUGGCUGCGGCGGAGAAACAGCUUUUAGGUACCGAGACAGCUCAGGUGAUGCGAAGUAGGGGAAUGGAUUGUAAGAUAUGUGGUUUGUCUGCGAAUGACUUGAGAGACGCAUUCAUCAACGCAGGAGCAGACGAAUUCAUUUUGAAGCCAAUGCCAUGCAGGCCACAGGAACUGAAGGGUGUGCUCCACCGGAUCCUAUCCAAAAAUUCACCCUACAUUCAAAAAAAAGGAAAUCCUGAACCUCAGUUUGAAGAUGAGUGACACCCACAGCAGAUGUCAAAGCUCGACAUUGUUCACCCUCGAUGGGGGCUUUCGGAGUGAAUCGAAUCGCCAGUACUUGUUGUCUGCAAAAGCUAAACUACAAUACCGAGUUGAUGCAGGGGAAAGAAUCAACAACAAAGCCACGAUGAUUUUAUUUUAUAG